AUGGCCACCACCGAAGCUGCAGCAGCUGCUGCUGCCGCUGUGCGGCAUGCGACGAAAGAGUUACACGGUAUCGUGGUGUCGGCCGGGCUGAUGGACAAGACGGUGAAGGUUAGGCUAGGUGGCCAACGGUGGGAGGACAGAGUGCAGAAGUGGUUCAAACAACCCCGAUUCAAGCUCGUCCACGACCCGCGCAACUCGGUGCGCAAGGGCGACAUCAUAGCCAUCGCGGGCAGCUGGCGCGAGGCGCAACACGUCCGCCAUGUCGUCAAGCACAUCAUCGCGCCGCACGGGGAGCCCAUCGACGAGCGGCCGCCCGUGCCGACCAUACACGAGCGCAUCGAGGAGCGGGCCGCCAAGCGGGCCGCCAAGGACGUGCGGAGGGCCCUGCGGCGCGAGGUCGACUCCACGGUGACGGCGAGCGCGCGCCUGGCCCUGGAGGCGCGGAAGGCCCUGGUGCGCAUGGGGGCGCGGCCGAAGGCGGUCCCUCGCAAUCCAGACACGAGCCUGGAUGAUGUGGAUUGA
This is a messenger RNA of Anthostomella pinea, 522 nucleotides long. The record is from the annotation of a GenBank genome assembly. Lineage: Eukaryota; Fungi; Ascomycota; Sordariomycetes; Xylariales; Xylariaceae.